Messenger RNA from Penicillium hordei, 246 nucleotides. RefSeq lists its product as uncharacterized. Lineage: Eukaryota; Fungi; Ascomycota; Eurotiomycetes; Eurotiales; Aspergillaceae. The coding region runs from base 1 to 246 and encodes 81 amino acids. The transcript is spliced from 2 exons. The record is from RefSeq and is a predicted model, not a curated record.
AUGGACAAUAUGAAUGACCAGGCAACAGCAGCAUGGUUUGAGGGUAUCGCGAUGGUCCAAUCACCGGAGCCCAACCGACUCCAGGGAUUUCUCAGCCUCGUUGACUCAAGUGAUAUCGAUUCAAACCAUAUGUGGUCGAAAUUCGUCACAACAAUGAGAUUAGAGAUCAGAGGAGUCCCAACGGGUGGAAUGUUCGAGGUCGGUCAGUUCUUGGCUUUCUCGGAGAAGAGGUUCACCAUCCUGUAA